This is a messenger RNA of Lotus japonicus, 1520 nucleotides long. RefSeq lists its product as uncharacterized. Gene Ontology annotation, molecular function: zinc ion binding; nucleic acid binding. The coding region runs from base 84 to 1070 and encodes 328 amino acids. Lineage: Eukaryota; Viridiplantae; Streptophyta; Magnoliopsida; Fabales; Fabaceae. The record is from RefSeq and is a predicted model, not a curated record. Gene Ontology annotation, cellular component: nucleus; U2 snRNP; catalytic step 2 spliceosome. Gene Ontology annotation, biological process: spliceosomal complex assembly. The transcript is spliced from 5 exons.
ACUCUUCCCCUUCAACCAAAUUGAAACUGUUGCAAUCAAAACCAGUGCAGCGCACACACUCCACUCGUAACCAGUAGCUCGCAAUGGAUCGGGAAUGGGGAUCGAAACCCGGAAGCGGAGGCGCCGCGACGGCGCAGAACGAAGCCAUCGACCGCCGCGAGCGUCUCCGGCGACUGGCCUUGGAAACCAUCGACCUCGCCAAGGACCCAUACUUCAUGCGCAACCACCUUGGCAGCUACGAGUGCAAGCUCUGCCUCACGCUCCACAACAACGAGGGUAACUACCUCGCCCACACGCAGGGGAAGCGCCACCAGACCAAUCUCGCUAAGCGCGCCGCGCGUGAGGCCAAAGACGCCCCUGCUCAUCCACAACCUCACAAGCGGAAGCUCUCGCUUCGGAAAUCUGUGAAGAUUGGUCGCCCUGGGUAUCGUGUUACCAAGCAAUUUGACCAUGAUACGAAGCAACGAUCUCUUCUCUUCCAGAUUGAAUAUCCUGAGAUUGAAGAGCUCACCAAGCCAAGGCACCGAUUUAUGUCUUCCUACGAGCAGAGGGUGCAACCGUUUGAUAAAAGAUAUCAGUAUCUCUUAUUUGCUGCGGAACCAUAUGAAAUAAUUUCUUUCAAGGUACCUAGCACAGAGAUUGAUAAGUCUACACCAAAGUUUUUCUCGCAUUGGGACCCAGACUCAAAGAUGUUUACACUGCAAUUGUAUUUCAAAACCAAGCCACCAGAGGCUAACAAACCACAGCCUGCAUCUACUGACAAUGGCCCUACAGCUCCUGGGGUUCCACCAAGGCCUUUGCCUCCACCACCACAAGGUGCACUACCACCACCACCACCUCCUCCACAAGGGCUACCUCCUGGUGCACCUAUGGGAAAUCCUCCUAGAGCCCCUCCACCUCCAAUGCCAGGAUCUGCACCGCCUCCGCCUCCUAUGGCAGCAAACGGUCCUAGACCUGCUCCUCCUGGUGGAAUGCCAUCUAUCCCACCCCCACCUCCUGUUAGUGGCGCAUCAGCAGGUUUCAACAUGGGUGCUAGACCUCCAUUAAUGCCACCUCCGCAAGGGUACUAGACCUCCACCAACACCGUAUCGGAAAGGUUUUCCAGCCCAAUAAAUGCUGAGCCAGGGUGUCCCUUUGCUGCCACCACCCGUAACAUCACAAUGUAGGUCCUCAGGCUUUUGAGUACAGGGAACAUCAUUUGAAGUGUUAACCAUUGAUGUCCCCUAUCUGCUAAGGACCAACAGCUUUGUAUAUUAGAGGUAGGCUUCAUAGCACUGCAGAGUAUCCAGAUUACGAGUACACAGUUCAUUAUGUCAUUUGUUUUGGAUUUACAAAUUAAGAUGUUGCACUAUAAGUUAGAUGGUGUUUUUGAAUUGCUCGAUAUGGUUGGGAAAAUUUCGGUUUGAAUGGUAAGAGUGCUUUUCAGUGUUAAUGCUUUGCUUGAUCAGGUCAUUUCUGAUGUAGUAAGUAGUAACUAUUGGGUUAUUGAUUAUAGAAAUUCAGAGGACCAAUUAUGGAAA